UACGUGCCGGGUCAAGUCCCGCGGGCACCUCGGCGGCGCGGUGUUCGUCAUGGGGCCGGCGCGGUGCAGCCUCCUCGUCCCGCGGUGGCCGUCGCUGCUUUCGCUGCUGCUGGGCCUGGGCGCGGUUUCAGGAGCUGUCGUUGACUGGCCUGCACAAGAAGGCAAGGAAGUAUGGGAUUAUGUGACUGUCCGGAAGGAUGCCCACAUGUUCUGGUGGCUCUACUAUGCCACCAACCCUUGCAAGAACUUCUCAGAACUGCCGCUGGUCAUGUGGCUUCAGGGCGGCCCAGGUGGUUCCAGCACUGGAUUUGGAAACUUUGAGGAAAUUGGACCUCUUGACAGUGACCUCAAGCCACGAAACACUACCUGGCUCCAGUCGGCCAGUCUCCUGUUUGUGGAUAAUCCUGUGGGCACUGGCUUCAGUUACGUGAACAAGAGCAAUGCCUACGCUACGGACCUGAGUAUGGUGGUUUCGGACAUGAUGGUUCUCCUGAAGAGCUUCUUUGAUUGUCACAAAGAGUUCCAGAUGGUUCCAUUCUACAUAUUCUCAGAAUCCUAUGGAGGAAAGAUGGCUGCUGGUAUUGGCCUACAACUUCACAAGGCUGUCCAGGAAGGGACCAUCAAGUGCAACUUUUCUGGGGUUGCGUUGGGCGAUUCCUGGAUCUCCCCUGUCGACUCCGUGCUGACCUGGGGACCUUACCUGUACAGCAUGUCUCUUCUUGAUGACAAAGGCUUGGCAGAAGUGUCUGAGGUUGCAGAACGUGUCCUGAAUGCUGUAAAUAAGGGAUUCUACAGAGAGGCCACCCGGCUGUGGGGGGAAGCAGAAAUGGUCAUUGAGAAGAAUACAGAUGGGGUGAACUUCUACAACAUCUUAACUAAGCGCUCUCCCAUGUCUGCCAUGGAAUCCAGCCUAGAUUUCUUCCGAAACAGCUUAGUUCGCCUUUGUCAACGACACGUGAGACACCUACAGGGAGACGCCCUGAGCCAGCUCAUGAACGGUGUCAUCAGAAAGAAACUCAAAAUCAUUCCUGAAGAUUUCUCCUGGGGAGCCCAGGCAUCUAACGUCUUUAUGAACAUGGAGGGGGACUUCAUGAAGCCCGUCAUCAGCAUUGUGGAUGAGUUACUGGAAGCUGGUGUCAACGUGACCGUGUAUAACGGACAGCUCGAUCUCAUAGUGGGCACCAUGGGACAAGAAGCCUGGCUACGGAAGCUGAAGUGGCGAGAACUGCCCAGAUUCCACGAGCUCAAAUGGAAGGCCCUAUACAGCGAUCCUAAGUCACUGGAAACCUCUGCAUUCUUUAAGUCCCAUGAGAACCUGGCUUUCUACUGGAUCCUAAGAGCUGGUCACAUGGUUCCCUAUGACCAAGGUGACAUGGCUUUGAAGAUGUUGAGGAUGGUGACUCAGCAAGAGUAAGAGGCCCUGAUCCUCACUCAGUGCUCCUAGAGGUGCUGGACGCCGGAACUUCCUGAUCCAACGUGGGCUGUGGCUCUAACCACCUUUCACACAACAGAAGAUCGCAGCCCCUGUGGCAACUUGGAAUUUAUUUUUAAUUUUUUUUAUGCUGGGUGUGAUGGUGCAUGCCUUUAAUCCCAGAACUCAGGAGGCAGAGGUAGGAGGAUCACUGUGAGUUCCAGGCUACCCUGAGACUACACAGUG
This is a messenger RNA of Jaculus jaculus (lesser Egyptian jerboa), 1657 nucleotides long. It is a transcript of the gene Scpep1, whose product is annotated as serine carboxypeptidase 1. The coding region runs from base 50 to 1414 and encodes 454 amino acids. Gene Ontology annotation, molecular function: serine-type carboxypeptidase activity. Gene Ontology annotation, biological process: proteolysis. The record is from RefSeq and is a predicted model, not a curated record. Lineage: Eukaryota; Metazoa; Chordata; Mammalia; Rodentia; Dipodidae. The transcript is spliced from 13 exons.